CAAUUGCAAUAGUGAUGCCAAUGUCUCGCGUGAUCAAUAUACGCCACCAUGCAUUUUUUGCCAUACUUGCAAGCCACCGAAAAGGCUUUUAGUUGUUUUUAGCGAUAUUUGACGAUUACCAAUUUAUCAAAAUACGAAAUUUGGCGAUUUAGCGUUUUAUCAAGAGCAAUCAACUGUUUUUGAAAAUUGAGAAUGUCAGCGAAGAGGAAUUAAGCUUAAAGAAUUAGCAGAAUCGCAAAAUUCGCUAAAAUGCAUUUAAAAAAUUUUAGCGAUGAUAACGAAGAAGUCGUAGUACAAAAGAACUUAGGUACUACUACAGUACUUAUCGAUGGGGAAAAAGCGCCAAUGGAUUUAAUAUAUAAUGUAUUUACUACGAGUUCAAUUGCUAUAAGAGAUAUGUCUUCUUUGCACAGAAUGCACCGGACUGGACCACAUAUAAAAAUACGCCCGCCACGUCAACCGCUUGAUGGCAAACCUUUUGCAAAAGGUAUCGUAUUAAAAACGCUCAUCAAAAAACCCAAAAAACCUAAUUCAGCCAAUAGAAAAUGUGUUUUAGUGCGUCUAAGCACAGGCAAAGAGAUGGUGGCAUAUGUACCGGGCAUUGGGCACAAUUUGCAGGAGCACAACAUUGUACUAUUGCGUUGCGGACGGUUGCAGGAUGUACCUGGCGUUAAACUCAAAUGUGUGCGUGGAAAAUAUGACUUAGCACAUGUUAUUAAAAAAUAAAACUUUACUGCUGCAGUAUAUUCUUUAUAUUCAGCCAAAAAUUGUAAACAUUAAAAAUGUAUGUUUCGUUUGAGUAAAAGUUACACCCAAUAAAGCUAUUUUGAUACAUUUAUGAAUCUA
Messenger RNA from Teleopsis dalmanni, 846 nucleotides. Its product is annotated as 40S ribosomal protein S12, mitochondrial. The transcript has 2 exons. The record is from RefSeq and is a predicted model, not a curated record. Gene Ontology annotation, molecular function: structural constituent of ribosome. The coding region runs from base 250 to 726 and encodes 158 amino acids. Lineage: Eukaryota; Metazoa; Arthropoda; Insecta; Diptera; Diopsidae. Gene Ontology annotation, cellular component: ribosome; small ribosomal subunit. Gene Ontology annotation, biological process: translation.